CAUCAAAAGGAAACUAAAGACUUUAGGGAUGAGGAAAAAGAGAAAAAUGACAUGAUGCCGUUUGAAACAUCGGCCAAAAGUAGGCCAUACAGCGAAUUUCUGAAAUCAUGUUUUCUAAUGGCGAUCUUCGGUAUUUCGUUUGCAGAGAAAGUUUCAGUUGUGAAAUGUCCUGGAUUGUAUUGUGGAAGGAAGGAUACAGGCGAGGGAACAUACUCACAAUGUGGGGCAUGUCCUAGAGGUUACCAGCCAGAUUCCAACACCAUCUGUCAACAAUGUGAGGACUCGCCGAAGUUUUAUGACUGGCUCUACCUCGGCUUCAUGGCAUUACUGUCCCUGGUCUUUCACUGGUUCUUCAUUGACUUCACAAAUAAACGGAAGAGGACUCUGAUCAUACUUCAUGUGAGUGCAUUAUUGGAGUGUGUACUAGCAGCCAUUUUGACCCUUUUACUUGCCGAUCCAUUGGGGUCCAUCAACAUCCGAUCAUGUACAGUCCAUGAGCUGUCCGACUGGUAUACAAUGCUGUAUAACCCGAGUCCAAACUACACCACCACCCUUCACUGUACACAGGAAAUAGUCUACCCACUGUACACUAUCUCGAUGAUCUACUAUGCGUUCUGUCUGGUUCUGCUGAUGUUGGUGAGGCCAUUCGUGUCCUACAAGUUUGUCCAGAGUCGAGGCACCAAGUCCAUAUAUGCUGCCCUCUACUUCCUCCCCAUCCUCAUUGUUCUCCAGGCUGUGUUUGGGGGACUUCUCUAUUAUGCUUUUCCAUACAUUGUAAUAGUACUUUCUGUGAUCACGAAUGCAGUGUUUUUAUCCAGUAUAUCUGAACAGAAAUUUAAGCCUUUAGUCAAGGAAGCAUUCCUAAAUGUGAGAAACUUGACAAUUCUAGCAGGACAUUGGUUUCUCCAUGCAUAUGGUAUAAUUGCCAUGACACAGCUCAAUGACCCCAAGUUCUAUGGGUCACUGCUGGCACUGGUGCCAUUUCCUGUCAUGUUUUACAUUCUGACGGUGAGAUUCACGGAUCCUGACCGAAAUGUCCAGGACAUGUCCUGACAGUAUGCCUCAAGACCUGGGUAUAGACCAAUGGCACGACGCAGGGGAGGUGGGCUGAGGUUCCCCUCAGCAACAAGCUAGACGUUCACACUCGCCACAGAGGACGAGGGCUGAGGGUCCCCUCAGCAGGAAGCUAGACGUUCACACUCGCCACAGAGGAGGUGGGCUGAGGGUCCACUCAGCAGCAAGCUAGACGUUCACACUCAACACAGAGGAAGAGGGUUGAGAGUCCCUUUAGCCGUAAGCUAGACUCACACUUCCUUCAAAGGGGGAGGGCUGAGGGUCCCCUCAGCAGCAAGCUAGACAUUCACAAUCAACACAGAGGAGGGGCGAAGGGUUCCCCUCACCACACUAGGCUUUCACUCCACUCAGACAGCUCAGAAACAUACCUUUCAUCAUUCUUUUUCACAGGUUCAGGGGGGUAUUCCAAAAUUGUUACGAUUAGUGGUGAAAAUUUUUGACAAAAAGAAGAGAAUAGGAUGUAUUUUGAAUUGAUCUCAAAGAUAUCAUUUCUGCUAGUCAAGGUUACAAUCCACCUCUUCAGGAGUUGGCUGAUCACAACUCUUUGCUAGCAAAGAAGUAAAAUAAAGAAUCUUGAUCUGACUGUAAUCCAUAUGAUUCUAAUUACAAAAUGUACAUGUAAAUUUUUUUUCAGCUAACUUGUAAUCGUGGUAUAGCUGUGACCCUUUUUAGACACCAUAUAUUAGCAGACUUUUGUUUAUUUUUGUGUAAAUUAUUACAGAUUUCCCAUUAAUACAUAGCCUGUAGAUCUAUCAACAAGUGUUACUUAAAUGUCUUGCAUACACGUUUACACCCAACUUUUUUUUUUUUUUUUUUUUUAAUUUCCAUUCAAUCUAUAACUCGUUUUCUGUUAAUAUUGAUUAUUAUAUAUAAUUACUAAAUCAUGUUUUGACUACUGAUAUCAAUUCGAUACUCCAAGUUUAUAUACUGUAUUUUAUAAUCCAUAUUUAGAUUCUCUUUGGAAUUUCAUUAGGAAGAAAAGUUAUGUACAAGGUACUUAGGAUGUUGAUAAUUGAGCGUCCUGUAAAUUUCAGCUUGCAAUUUUAAAAUAUCCAUCUCUCACAUGGUAACAUAAAAUGGUUAUGAAAUGGAUUUGAAAAAUCACAGCUUUAAAAUAAUUUAUAGAAAUAAAAUAACAGAAAAUUGAACUUCAAUUUUGAUCUAAAGAACUUUUUCUACGAGUGUUGCAACAGAAAAUAUUUGUGUAUGUAUUUCUGAAGUACAUGUACUGUGUUUUAGGGUAGUUUAGCCAUCUGUCCUCUAGUGGGUAGUGUCGGAGUGUGACCUAUGAAAAUAUUUAUAAGAGUGUCGUUGGUCUGAUCGAAGCAUUGCAAAUUAACUGUACGUAAUUAUGUGCUGUGUAGAAUGGAUAAAGAGAAUAUGUCAGAAUACAUCAAGAAACUUGUAUGAUUUCCUUGGACUACAUAUACUGUAACAUCAAAUAUUUUUGAUGAUGUCAAAUUUUGUGGUAUUACAACCACUUUCCUUUUUCCCCAAAACACCAAUUUAUUGGUACAUGAUAUCAAGGUAUGAUAGAAUGAAAGUAACUUUGUAUCAAAUUAAAAAAAAUUUCAAAGAGAUAUAAAUUUCUUGAAUAUGAGUACAAAUAAAAUCAACAAAAAUAAGAGCCUACAAAAAGUGACUUCAUGGCAAAGUUCCAUAAUAUUCUAUGGUUAUCAAUCUGUUGAUAAAAAGUCAUCAAAACAGAAAAAACAAGAAAAGAAGAAAGAAUCCAUCUUCAUGGUGCAUCUUGCAAUACUGUGGUAUGAUUCUCCCUCAAUGUUUCCAUGGUUUUACGUAUAAUGUAUUCUAGGAAAGAUGUAUUUCACACAGAUACGUACAAUUAUACCCAAGUAAUUUAAUUAGCAAUGCUGUGCCCAGUGUCUUGAGGAUGCAAAAAGUUACAUGUUGUUAUAGUUUUGUAAAUGUUUUCAUGUAUAAAUUGUGAUGGUUCAUAAUAUAAUAUGACCAAAUCUUGCUACCAAGUAAAUUCAGUAUCUAAAACUUUUUUCUUUCUUUUUUUUUUCAAGCAUAAACCUCUAGGAAGGAUUAAAUUUACUAAUCCAUCAUCAGAUAUGUAGAUAUGUCUGUAAAAAAACAGUUCAUAAAGAAUCUUGGUGUUUUUUUUGUUUUUUUUUAGUAUUAAUAAUCUUUUUUUUUUCCAUGUCUUUCUGCAUCAACUGCUAUUUUUUAUAUGCCCAUCAGAUUUGCUGGUAUAACACAAUGGCAUCAUUCGUUUGUCUGGCAUAAACUUUUGAUUGUCUGAAGAUCUCUUACAUUUUUGGACUGAUAUUUUUUAAACUUGGUAUGCGUAAUGAUCAUGAAAUGUACUGGUAUUAAAAUUGUGUUUCCCUGAAAGGAAUUUUUAUUUGACUAUUUUUGCAAAAGUUAUUGCCCUUCAAUUAUUUCAGUACAUGUAUUUUAUUUUAUGCAACAUUUUUUGCCCAAUUUCGUUGAAACUUCAUAAACUUUAUAUUUAUGAUACAAAGUUGUGUUUCCCUGAAUGGCAUUUCGAAUAAAAAAAAAUUCUUUCAGUAUUUGAUUUUCUGUACGAAGAUUUCAUACAUUUUCCGACUGACUUCUUUGAAAUUUGGUAGGAUUUAUAAUCAUGAUAUAUAUUUGUGUUUCCUUGUAUGGCUUAUUGAUUCAGAUAUUUUUGCAAAAAGAAUUGCCCUUUAUUUAUUUCAGAGAGAAAAAUUCAAGGCAAUUACUUUCAAAAUUUUCUGUAUUCAAUAUUAAAACAGACUUAUUGUAAAUUCUUGAGAAGUUUUUGUCAUCGUGUAAGGGGUUGUCAUACAUAAAUUGAUGAAAAUGUUACAACUUACUGUCAGUCAUGAAUAUAUAUCAUGACCAAGGAAACCUUAGGUCCUAGAUGUAUUGUAUAACAUGUUUCAUUCCACUGUAUAUAUGCAAAUGCUGACUUUGAGAGUGAAGGGUUUGCUUCAUCAAGAAAAGCAAUUAUGUAAAUGUUUUCAGAUUGUUUUUACUAGUAAAUCAAUGAUUAGAACAAUUUAUUUUAAUGCUUCAUUGUACACAUAUUUGCUGUAUUUAUAACUAUAUGUCUUCUGUAUACAUAAGUUGGUACAUUUUAUGUUCCCACAUGUACAUGUAGGUAUUGUUGGCAACAACACAUUUUUCUAAUGGUUUAAUUAAUGGCUGUUUAAAUCAAUAUAUAAAUUCAGUGUCUGGUGCAUAGAUAUAUACAUGUAUAUAUAGCAAAAUCAGAAAGACUAGCAUAAGUGUUUUCAUUUCAAUUAUAAGAUAUGCUUUACAUUUUCAUACUUCAUUUGGCAAAACAAUUUCUAAAGUGUCUUAAGAUUUAAUAUGAAAAUACUUCUACUUUAUAAAUCAAAGUGUUUCUGACUCUGGUAUUACCAGGGUAUCUAUAUACAAUGUACACAUGUACAGUAUUUAUGUUUUAUUGCCUUUCAUAGUAAAAUUUUCUCUGAUCAAUUUUGAUGGUACUGCCUUAAUUGGUGAGGUCAGUAUGGUGUUAUAAUGGACUAAAAACUGAAUCAAAGGUUUUUGAUUUUUAUAUCAGAUAAGAAACUUGUUUGCAAAAUCAUGGAAUUGCAUUAUAUUUAUGUUAAUUGAGCAUGACAACAGGAAAUUUACAAUGGGGCAUUGAGAUGUCACAAUGAUAUCAUUGAGAUGUCACAAUGAUUAGUAUGUACAUGUAGUACAAUAUUGACUUAGUGUUUCUAAAAAUAGAUAAAUCGGGUCAAUAUCUCAAAAUAUUGACCUUCAUAUGACCGUGUUUUAGUAAUUGAGAGUUGCUUAAAGUCGGAGCAUAUCCAAUAUUCCAUGAUAACUAUACAAAAUGCUGAAAAUGAAAUGGGCAGUUAUUUCUUAUGUGUGAAAUUUCUCUUGUAAAAUUGACAUAAUAGAUUAAUUUGGUUUGAUUUAAUUAAUUCAUUUACAGAUUUUCAAUUCUAAAUUAUGAUACUACUUUGUUUCCAAUUUGUGCAAAUCUCUUAUUAAAAUGAUUUGUUCGAUGUUACAUAUUUAUUAUCAUGUUUAAAGGAUUAACUUUCUUCAUUGAAAACUGUUGUGCUGGCAAAUUGCUUAUAUUGCUAUGUAUGGAAACGUUUCAUUUUCAUGAAUUUUUUAUUUUUUUUUGGAUAGUUUAUCAAUUUUUACUGUUGUAAUAAUUUGUGUAUGUAUUGAAUAAAGGCAUUUACAUAAUAUGUA
Pecten maximus is the source of this 5265-nucleotide messenger RNA. RefSeq names its product JNK1/MAPK8-associated membrane protein-like. The transcript has 7 exons. The coding region runs from base 52 to 1053 and encodes 333 amino acids. Lineage: Eukaryota; Metazoa; Mollusca; Bivalvia; Pectinida; Pectinidae. Gene Ontology annotation, molecular function: ubiquitin protein ligase binding. Gene Ontology annotation, biological process: response to unfolded protein. Gene Ontology annotation, cellular component: membrane. The record is from RefSeq and is a predicted model, not a curated record.